GCAUCAGCUGGCUACGGAAUCGCUAUUGGUCCAAAACAAGCUACAAACAAUUCACUGACACAACUCAAUACAGUCAUAAAGAAACAGUGAAACCUGCAGCGACGCUUAGCUAUUUCAUCAAAGUGAACGGCAAGUUAAUGACCAUGAGAGUCUUAAUAGGAGGGGGAUCUGGCUUUGUGGGCCGUGAGCUGACUCGCCAGCUCAGAAACAAAGGUCAUGAAGUCACAGUGAUAUCUCGGCAGGCUGGGCCAGGGAAGAUAACAUGGGGUGAGUUGGAGUCUAAUGGUCUCCCUCCAUGUGAGGGCGCUGUCAACUUGGCUGGAGAGAAUCUGAUGAACCCACUAAGAUGGUGGAACGAAAGCUAUAAAAACGAUUUGUUCUCCAGUCGUAUCGACACUACAAAAGCUUUGUCUCAAGCCAUUGCUGCUUCCCAAAGUCCUCCUCACUCCUGGGUCCUGGUAUCCGGUUUAGCUUGUUACAAGCCCAGUCUGACAGCACAGUAUACAGAAGACAGUGAAUGGACACCAUUUGACCUCUUCUCCAAACUUGUGAAAGAGUGGGAGGCCUCCGCACUUCUUCCUGAGAAUGUGGCAAAAACCACCAAACAAGUUGUCAUCAGGGCUGGGCCAGUAUUGGGCCGUGAUGGUGGUGCCAUGAAGCAAAUGCUGCUGCCCUUCUGGCUCGGCCUCGGGGGCACUCUGGGGUCAGGAAGACAGCCGUUUCCCUGGAUCCACGUCUCGGACCUGGCUGGAAUCAUCGCCCACGCUCUGGAGACCCCUGCUGACACUCCCUCCUCUUCACCACAAGUGUUCAAUGGAGUCGCGCCUGCACUGAACACCAACUACGAAUUUACUAAAGAACUGGGCCGGGUCCUGAGGAGGCCCACCAUUUUUCCUGUGCCCGGCUUUGUCAUUAACACCUUAAUGGGCUCUGAGAGGGCCGCGAUCCUCACUCAAGGCCAGAAAGUCAUACCAAAGAGAACUCAGGGGGCCGGAUUUCAGUACAAGUACCCUGACCUGACCUCAGCCCUGAAAGAGAUUGUUGGGAGUUAAAUGAUGUUUAAAGCAAGGACUCGUGGAAAGUGUAUUUCAGAUCAUAUAAGACCAGUUCAGGCUUUCAAAAACUGAGUUUGUUUGUACUUCACAUUAAAAUAUAUGAGAACUUGAAACAUAAAGACAGGUGUGCAUAUAUUAAGAUGCACUGUGAUCUGACUGUUAAAGCUGGAUUGCUCAACAUUUUGAGUUGGUAGGGAGGACACUGAAGGACUACACAGCAUGACGAAAUUGCUUAUGCCAAUCAUAAUUUCCAGGUCCUCAUUACGAUAGUCCACUUCUCUCGCUGUAUGGAAGACAACAGAUGUGUAUUUUGUCCUGUUCAGCCGCAUUUGCGCUUUCCUUUCACAUAAAGGAUUGCAGGCGUGAACAGCAGUUUGGAUAAUCUGGAGAAGUGGGGCUGCAAAGCUUAUUUACAUAAUCAAUAAAUCUGAUUGUUUUCUUGAUCAGUUGUGCAAUCCACAACACCAGAGACCAGUAAAAAAAUGUUCACGCAAUUUCCUAGAGCCCAAGGUGGUGGUGAUGAUGAUUUUGGGAUUCAUUCAGAGAAGAGAUGUUAUUAUUAUCCAGACAGUCUCUGAAUAGAACCGCAGAAACUAUAUUUUGUUUAAUGUGGUGCACAAUAAAGUUUGGUAAAGUACAGUAA
This is a messenger RNA of Micropterus dolomieu (smallmouth bass), 1698 nucleotides long. RefSeq names its product short chain dehydrogenase/reductase family 39U, member 1 (gene sdr39u1). The coding region runs from base 138 to 1052 and encodes 304 amino acids. The transcript has 6 exons. The record is from RefSeq and is a predicted model, not a curated record. NCBI's taxonomy places the organism in Eukaryota, Metazoa, Chordata, Actinopteri, Centrarchiformes, Centrarchidae.